Zasmidium cellare ATCC 36951 is the source of this 3915-nucleotide messenger RNA. RefSeq lists its product as uncharacterized. Gene Ontology annotation, biological process: replication fork reversal; interstrand cross-link repair; double-strand break repair via synthesis-dependent strand annealing. Gene Ontology annotation, molecular function: ATP binding; four-way junction DNA binding; 3'-5' DNA helicase activity. Bases 1 to 3915 code for a protein of 1304 amino acids. Lineage: Eukaryota; Fungi; Ascomycota; Dothideomycetes; Mycosphaerellales; Mycosphaerellaceae. The record is from RefSeq and is a predicted model, not a curated record. The transcript is spliced from 2 exons.
AUGCCAUUCAGCGACGAUUUUGGCCUCGACGAUGAUACCGAAUUCCUCGCCGCCGCUACACAGGUCGAGGCAUCCCAGCAUGGCGGCCUUUUCGAACCAUCCCCAAGGCCUACCAAGAAACGACGAGUGAGGAGGAGAGGGCCUGGUCAAUUAGAUGGGGCAGAUUCAGAACUUCUGGAAUGGUCUGAGAGCGACGAGGAGAACCGCAGUCCUCCCAAUCCGUCAACAUUCUUCCAAUCACCCGCACGGCAAGAGGCAACAGCAACCCAGAACGGCGACAAUAAUGUCGAUAUUGAUGAAGAAGGCUACUACCUGCCCGGUGAGCUCGGUAUCGAAGACAAUACUGUGAAGAAGCCAAAGUAUCGCAUCCAUGUUCCUGAGAAUGGGGGCAAAUUCCCCGACAUGAUCUUCACCCAAACUCAACAUGGACUAGACGAGAACCUGGCCAAGUUUCGAGGAGCUAUCUGGAAGAGGCCGCCUCUUCAACCCCAGCUCAAUGUCGGUGGUGUUGCAAAUCAGAAUGGCUACGGCAUGUCUGUGGAUCCUCGCGCUGCGAACGCAGUCAAUGGCAUUGGCAACUACUUCCAAGCUGUUGGUCACGCAGAUCCGAGUGUAGACGACGAUGCUGUGCUUGCGGCUCGACUGCAAGCAGAAGAGAACGCUCGCUCCAGGCAGAAAUCGAAUGGCACACGCUCGUACGACAUGACCCAGGAGCUCGCCGAUCUGCCUUCCGAUGCCUUCUCCUCGUCAUCCCCUGAGAAGUCACCUAACAAAGACAUCAUCGAGCUGUCGUCUCAGCCAACACAGUCACGCCGUCCAGCAGCACUUCGUGGCCCACAGAGUGGACUCAAGCAGAUGACCGUCUUUGGACAACCUGCGACACAAGACCUCACAGCGUCACAAGCGGCGCAAAAGCGGCAUGCAUGGCCGCUUGCAGCCAGGGAUGAGCCACCAACACACCACAAGCUGGAUGAUGAAGCCAUGAAGACGUUUGUCUAUCCGACCAAUCUUGGCACAAUCCGUGACUACCAGUACAACAUCGUUUCUCGCAGUCUUUUCCACAACACUCUUGUCGCUCUUCCUACUGGUCUGGGAAAGACCUUCAUUGCAGCUACCAUUAUGUUGAACUACUAUCGCUGGACGAAAAGCGCGCAGAUUGUGUUCAUGGCACCAACUAAGCCUCUUAUUGCCCAGCAGAUGGAGGCUUGCUUUGGUAUCGUGGGCAUUCCAAAGCGCGAUACAGUUCUCAUGACGGGAGAAACUACCCCAGCCGUUCGAGCUGACGAGUGGCUGGAGAAGCGGGUCUUCUUCAUGACACCACAGACAGUCAUCAACGAUUUGAAGACUGGAAUCUGUGACCCAAAGAAGCUGGUCUUACUUGUUGUUGACGAAGCACACAAGGCUACAGGCGGCUAUGCUUACACCGAGGUGAUAGCAUUCAUGCGCCGUUUCAACAGCAGCUUCCGUGUGCUUGCGCUCACAGCCACUCCCGGCUCUACUGUUGAGGCUGUCCAGGCUGUUAUUGACAGCCUUGGAAUCGCCCGCGUGGAGCUGCGAACGGAGCAAUCCCUUGACAUCCGCGAGUAUACGCAUGAGAAGCACACAGAGACACAAAUUUUCGACUACAGUGAUGAGCAAGAACGUAUCAUGACUUUGUUUGCGAACGCUCUGCGACCAGCUCUGGAAAAGCUUUGCAGUCAGAAUGCCUACUGGUCGAGAAAUCCUAUGAAGUUGACAGCAUACGGUUUGACCACCUCUCGACAGAAGUGGAUGCAGUCAGACGCUGGUCGCAAAGCGCCAGUGCAGAUCAAGGGCAUGAUGAACGCCAUCUUUACUGUUCUGUCUAGUCUUGCGCAUAGCAUUGGCCUGCUCAAGUUCCAUGGCAUAAACCCGUUCUAUUCAGGAGUGCUGGCUUUCCAGCGGGAGGUUGACAGCGGACAAAGCAAGGGCAAGACGGCAGCUGGCAUUGCUCAAUCCGAGCACUUCACAAAGAUGAUGUCAAACAUUCGUGCCUGGACUAACAACCCGGAGUUUGUUGGUCAUCCAAAGCUGGAGUAUCUCAAGGAUGUGGUCUUGAACCACUUCUUGGACGCUGGCGAGGGAGCACAAGGCAGCGAUGUGCCUCCAAGUGCGACGCGAGUGAUGGUGUUCGCAAGCUAUCGUGAUAGCACGGAAGACAUCUGUCGGAUCCUGAAGAGACACGAACCAAUGAUCCGACCACACAUCUUCGUGGGACAAGCUGCUUCGAAAGGGCAAGAGGGUAUGGACCAGAAGAAGCAGAACGCAGUGAUUCAAGACUUCAAGACUGGUAAAUACAACACGCUCAUCGCAACCUCGAUUGGCGAAGAAGGUCUCGAUAUCGGAACAGUCGAUCUUAUCGUCUGUUACGAUGCAUCGUCAUCACCUAUCCGAAUGUUGCAGCGCAUUGGCCGUACUGGGCGUAAAAGAGUCGGGCGAGUGUGCCUGUUGCUCAUGAAAGACAAGGAAGAAGCAGACUAUGCCAAGGCCCAGGACAACUAUCUGUACAUUCAGAAGACGAUUGCAGAUGCUUCGAAGUACUCCUAUCGCGACGAUCAGAGCCCACGCAUCCUGCCCAAGGAAGCCAAGCCGAUCGCAGACAAGCGUCCAGUGGACAUUCCCAUUGAAAACAGCCAGCCAGUCGAUUUGAACGAGAAAGGAAGAAGAGGCAAAGGAAAAGGCAAGACGAAGAGGCCACCGAAGAAAUUUCACAUGCCUGACAACGUGCGCACUGGAUUCGUCAAGGCUUCCAGGAUCGAUUCUGACACCGAUGGAGAGAAGCCAGCUCCGAAGAAGAAAGCGACAGUGAAGAAGCAGGCGCAGACCAAGUUUCGACGGCCGUCUCCAUCACCCGAGCCGGAACCAGUUGCGCUGCCAUAUCUGGCAGAUGUCGUGCUGACCGAUGAUCAAUACCAAGACCUCGUCAAUAAAUACGCUCAGACAGCCGAAGCCGACGGCGGCAUCAUCCAAGGGCCAAAUCACUCUCGCUUUCCCACGAAACUGAGGCAGCUAGGUUCGACGAAACACAUUGGCCAUGGACGCAGCUCUCGGCUUGUCGAGAAGACGAUGCGUGCUAUAAAUGAGGUGGACGUCAUGGAUUUACACCGCAUGGAUGAUCUUCUUCACAUGAGUGAUCUUGAAAGUGCUGGAUCGGCGGGAUUCAGGCUGACCAGCCCCAAGUUCGAGUCCGUGAAGUCACGCAGUGCUCCCAAAACGCAAGCGUUCACUUCCGCAAAGGCGGCACUGACGACGGCAAAUACUGCUCCUCAGGCCGAUGAUGUUCCCGAUUCCGAAGCAGAUCUACCCGCUCGUCCUGUGCCACGGCCCAAGGUCACAAUGAAAGGGGAGACGGGCGCAAAGAACAACUCGAAUUCGGAGCCAGAACUGAUCGAGUCUGACGCUGAGUUGCCUACCGCUCCGCCGUCACUAUUCAAGCCAGUCCCUCAACGUCGUGCGGCGCCCAAGCCUCGUGGCAGACCGAGAAAGAAGCAGCCCCUUCAGCGCACGACAUCGUACGGGUCUUCCGCAAAGGAAGGGGAUGAAUCGAGCCCAGAGCCAACGCCAGCUGAUAUGCGCAUCGGCACGCAGGGCAUCGAUCUAGGAUCUCGCGACACCAGCGGCGAAGACGAGGACGAAGAACCUGACAGCGAACUAGAGGAGUUCAUUGCCAAGUCGAGUGACCCCAUCGAGAUGAUAAGCUCGUCUCAGCCUGGAACACCCGCUGCGAAGAAGAGUCGUGGGCUCAAGAAGAGAAAACGAGAGGCCGAGCUUAGUGAUGUCGAGGAGCUUGAGGAGCUUGGAGACAGCGACGAUACAGAUACAUUGCUGCAGGACGAGCCAGCUGCAACACCAGGCAGGAAGAGGAGGGUUGUCGAGGACAGCGAUAGCGAUCAAUGA